Molecule: messenger RNA, 5839 nt
Organism: Pyrgilauda ruficollis (rufous-necked snowfinch)
Lineage: Eukaryota; Metazoa; Chordata; Aves; Passeriformes; Passeridae
Gene: SGTB
Product: small glutamine rich tetratricopeptide repeat co-chaperone beta
Exons: 11
Coding region: 244-1158 (304 amino acids)
Biological process (GO): post-translational protein targeting to endoplasmic reticulum membrane
Cellular component (GO): TRC complex; membrane
Molecular function (GO): protein binding; molecular adaptor activity
Source: RefSeq, a predicted model, not a curated record
GCAGAAGCAGCAGCAGCGACUUUGCUUCCGCGCCCGCUUCCGCGCCCGCUUCCGCGCCCGCUGCCGCGCCGCCCUCGCGCCGCCCUACCGCCGCCCGCGGGCGCAGUGUUCAGCCCCGCUCCGCCGCGGUCCUGCGCAUCCGCUUCCGCCGCCUCCUCACGUCCCCGCGUCCCUGGUGUCUCGCAGCCGGAGGCAGCGCGGACUCCUCGCAUCUCGCAAGACAUAACAGAAAACAAUUUCAACAUGUCAUCGGUCAAGCGCUUGGUUUAUGCAGUCAUCCGUUUCUUGAGAGAACAGAGUCAGAUGGAUACUUUCACUCCAGAUGAACAAGAAAGCUUGGAAGUUGCAAUUCAGUGUCUGGAGACUGUGUUUAAGAUUACCCUGGAAGAUACUCAUCUUGCAUCCUCACAGCAUUUGAUAGAAAUGUUCACAAAUUCUAUUCAAAAGAAUGACAUGCUGCCUCUCUCACGUUCUUUACCAGAAGGCGUUGCAAAGGCUGACCAACUGAAGGAUGAAGGUAAUAAUCAUAUGAAGGAAGAAAAUUAUGGUGCUGCAGUGGAUUGUUACACUCGGGCUAUAGAACUGGAUCCAAACAAUGCAGUCUAUUACUGCAACAGGGCUGCUGCUCAAAGUAAGCUCAACAACUUCAGGGAAGCAAUAAAGGACUGUGAGAGUGCCAUAGCAAUAGAUCCAAAGUACAGCAAAGCCUAUGGAAGAAUGGGGUUGGCUCUGACCUCAGUGAAUAAAUACGAAGAAGCAGUUACCAGUUAUCAAAAAGCACUGGAUCUUGAUCCAGAGAAUGACUCUUACAAGUCAAAUUUGAAAAUAGCAGAACAGAAACUAAGAGACGUGUCCAGUCCUACUGGAACUGGACUGAGUUUUGACAUGGCAAGCUUGAUAAACAAUCCUGCCUUCAUUAGUAUGGCAGCAAGCUUAAUGCAAAAUCCUCAAAUUCAACAACUGAUGUCAGGGAUGAUGUCAAAUGCCAUUGGUGGCCCUGCUGCUGGGGUUGGUGGCCUUUCGGAUUUGUCCAGCCUGAUCCACGCGGGGCAGCAGUUUGCACAGCAGAUACAGCAGCAGAAUCCUGAGCUCAUAGAGCAACUGAGAAAUCAUAUCCGGAGCCGAUAUUUGAGUGGCAGCACUGAAGAACAUUCCUGACUUCAAUGAGUCACAUGAAUUGGAAUGAUGUAUAACCCCAAAAUGCAUACCAUAGUUAGUAGCAAAAGCACCAUUGUAACUCUUCUGCUUGAAUAGAAGACAGAAAAUUCUUUGUGUGUGUUUGCAAACAAGAAUAAAUCUGGUAAACAGACCUCUUGCACAUAACUUGGAACAUAGCGUUUAUGUGUAGUUACUCCUCUGAAAAUCAAUACACUGAAUGAGUGGUUUAUCAAAAUCCCCGUCCCAGUCAUUUCAGUAGGUGCAUCAGAUUGACCUCCAGGGCUACUGAGUGGGGAGUUUUGUAGUGUGCUGAUCUUGCAUAAUAGCUACUUCUAAAAUGAUAGUGUAGAAGAUGUGUUACUCAUAUGGUAAGGAUCGUGAUGGCUGUCCUCCUUUAAACAGUAUUGAAAUACUGAAAUAUUGAAACAAUAGGCCCAUCUGAUGUGCCCUUUUAUAAUGAGCGUUAAGUAGUGUUGGUACAGAGAGUACUUAAAACUCAUGCUUGAGAAGUCUGUUUCCUUAAUCCUGUGGAGGGGCCUUCAUGAGUAACACGAAAUACUUUACAACUUCAUUGGGCAGAAGAGAGGGAGAUGACUGCGUAUGAAGGAGUAGCACACAUUGUAGAGAAAGAAAAGACAGUAAUUCUGUGUAGGAUAAUGCACAGAAAUCAAAAUGGAACUUGGCUUGGGAAAGGAAAAGAAAAGUUGUAGGGUUUUCUACUGCCAUGUAUGUUCUCACAUCAUGAUGGUAGCCCUGGAGGUCAGAAUUAUGGCUCUAUGUUCCUAGGCAUGGCAAGCUGUAUUACAUUCCGUAUGUAUGCAGUAUUUAAUAUAAACAUAAAAUUCUUAACUGUAAUAAGCUAAAACUGAGCCUGUGACUGUACAAAUAACUAGUACUGAAAAUUUUAAAGAACUGCCUUAGAAGGAUUCUUUUUCUAUCCUUGUGUGAUAAAUCACUGGCUUAAACAAUUGGGGAUUUUUUUUAAUUACAUAUAUCUAUCUAAAAUGAUGGUUAUAUAGUAAAGUUAAAGAUUUUUUGACUCUAUAGUAUUUGUUUCUUGCUCAGUUAAUAUCACUCUUGCAAGACUGCUGCUCUUCUGUACGUCUAGUAUGUUAACUUUUUUUACUCUGUUUACUGUUCACACUGCUUUGUGAUAUAAAGUACACUUGUUCUUAGCCCAGGGACCUUCUCAAUAUACUUUCCUCUUCCCAUAUCUAAACUAAAUUGAGGAGCCUGCUUUGAAUUUUUAGGCAAAGUGAUCUCUCAUGGCCAGUUAGUCUGGAGGAGUAACAAUGGACUCCCAAAUGGAGAAAUACACAGAAACUCCUGAACCUUGGACUUUAUAUCCAAUUGACCCUGUGCUCAUAAAAGAGCUCCUCCAGCAGAAGCAAAUGCAAAAUUUGGGGCUAAGUAAUAUACCUGAUUCUAACAAAUUACUGUUGUACAUCUACGGUAUGAAUCAGACAGAAAAAUGCUGAUCCAAGGAGAAAUGAAAGGAAUUGGAGAAAACACAAAUCUAGGAAAUCCAUAUUACCAUCUGUUGAAUAAAGAGGUAAAGCUUAAUACAUGAACAAUUUUAAGACAUUUCAUACUUUAUUGAAUAGCUUGUCUAUGUACAGCAUUAAAAUGCUUUUGAAAAUUCUCACUGAGUUAUUAUAGCUGCUUUCUUCAGGUUGUAGAGAUACUUCAGCUUUACAUUAAAUACAUUUUCAAGUAACAGCUUCUGACUCAAUAUCUGAUGACAAGAAAGAGAAUCCCUAAAGGGAUCCUUUGUCAGAGGUAGCUCAGAUUCUGAAUAUUAUUUAUUCAAGGAAAUUUAAUUAUGUUUAAUUACACUGUGUAGGACAGGAAUACCAUUUAGAAGGAAGCUUUAUGGAGGCGCUGGGUGGGCUACAAAAAGUGUACAGGUAUUACUUGGAAUAGUGUGUUGCGUCAGGAGAGAAGCAUUGUACCUAGCAUGUUAAACUUCACAGUUCCUUUUAAUUCUCUUUCAUAUCUUCAACUGCCCAAAGUGUGUUUCACUGACUUUGAUAGGGGGAACCAAAAAAUCCGUGGUGGAGUGGGCAGCUCUGCCAAUAUCUCUGUACAAACUCAAAUUAUUCUCACUUUGCAAGAGCAAUCCUCAUGCAGUUACUUUUCUGCUUUGAGACAGAGUGUCAAGAAUUUAAUGAGAGUUCCUUAAGAGCGACAAAGUAUGUUAAGAUCCAAAAAGGGCAGAAGAAGUAGUGUACUCAUACUGUUAAGUACAAGCUCUAUAACUUACUGGAUUUAUGGGAGAACAAUCCCCAAGGUUAAAUGGAAUGAAGCAUUGGUUAGUUACCUGAAAACUACUCUUGAAGUCAUCUUCAUGGAGUUGUAACUUUCACUUCACAUGCUACAAUAUUGUUUAGGUUUUACUUCAGAUAAUACAGAGUAUAUAUUAAAAUGUUAACAGCAUUAGCUAAGCCUUCAGGAAUGUACUACAACUGUCUGGCACAAUACUUUACAGUAAACAUUCUCUAUUUCUUAUGUAUUAACAGAAGGGGCUUUAUAGCCUAAACAAAAAACAGUGAAACCAGUAACAGGAGCUGUCAUUACAUGCUUUUCCACUGAAAUCAUGAACAGAGAGAUCAUUUAUGCUAAAGUCUGCUUUCCUUUGAAUUGCCUAGAUUGUUUCAGUCACGCAACAUGUCUUAAUCACAGGGUGUGGAAGGAAUCUUUUCCAGUGUAGUAACUGCACUGUAUCUUGUGCUAAAAUUUUUCUUCCUGAUAGAUAAAGUGGUAAACCCACAAUCCCUCUAAAUAUUGCUUUAAUUUAAGAUCAAUUGCAGUUUAUCAUUCAACUGAGCAAAUCUGCAUUUACACCUAAUUGGUUUUGUAUCAUUACUGUUCCAUCAGUGUGUAAGUACAAUAAUUUGUUAGAGAAGAAAGUAUUUUGCAAUCAAUUGUGAACUCCUGUAACCUGCUUGCAUGGGAGUAUAUUCUUCUAACAGUGAUCAUAAAGACACUUAAAGAAAUAUUCAGCUUAGAUGUUGUUUUAGUUGCACUCUUGGUUUUGUAACAAGUGCAAAGUAAAAUCACUCAUGCAUACUGAUAUAGAACUAGCUCUGUAACUUUGAGUAGAUUGUUUUACGGCAACAGAAUAGUCAUACUGGCAUAAUGCAACUUGUCUACUAUUUCUGUAUCUCUCCUACCUCUUACUGCCAUGUGGUUACAUCUCCUUCAAUUUGUGUAGUUUAACUCAAAGAUAUAUUAUAAAUAAAGUUAUAUACUUUUUUUGUCUGUAUAGUUGUGGUUUUCUGGUUUAAUUUUUUAUGUAUCUGAAGUAGCAGGUAAAUUGCAUUGUUUAUAUACCUGUUCAUGUUGGUUGGAUUUUAUCACAUAGGCAGGAUCCAUUUCUAAUUUAUUGUUUCCUGUACGGACUUAGUUUCUCAAUAUACAAAGCUGGUUCUCAAUUUCUCCAGUAUUUUAACACUGUAUUUUAAUACUUAAAUUUCUCCAGUAUUUUAAUACUCUUAAUAUUUUACACAUGGGAAGCUCAAGUAAAAUAGUAUCAAAACUAACUAUAAAGUUGCUAAGUGCCAGCAUGGUAGCUGAGAAAUACAAGCUGCUGAUUAGUCUUUAACACUAGUUUAACUAGUGUUAAACUAGGAAAGACAGUUGCCAUUUUGUCUAUGAAAUGGCUGCCUCUGGGUAACCAUAGAUAUUUCAGCCAAAAACAUUUUCAGUUUCUGUCAAAACAAAGCUAGGGAAAAGCACAUUGUAGUGCUUGACCAGGCCCAAAACUUCCUCUUGUGUAUGCUUUAGAGAACUUGAUCUAAGGCAGCAAUGCAGGAUGGUUUUUUUCCUUUCUUUUUUUUUUUUUCCUUAAAAAUCUAUUUAAUUGCCUCUGGGAUGGGAAGAAUAAUUGGAACCACCUUAUUUUAACAGUAAGAAACUACCUGAGCUCUACUAUUUCAGUUUUCAGUUGGAAAGUAACAUGCCUGUUAACAACAUGUCCUGUAUUGCAGGGAUGCACAACUCCGCUCAUGACAGCAGAUAAUUGGGACAGAUUUGCUAUAUUGCUUCUGCUUCAAAGAGUGAGCCACAACCAACACCGUCAUUGCUUAUACUUCAAUUCCUAGCUCCAAGUGCCUCUAACAAUGCCAGCUGCACUCUCUCAUCUCAUGCCUUUAUCAGGUUUUAUUUCCUAUGGCUGUACAUGUACCAUGUAAACACACUGCCAUGCCAGGUACCCCAUAUUAUUUUUUUUUUUUUCAAUUUGGAUUCCAGGAACUUGUCUGUAAAAGAUCAGUUCUUCUGAACUGAAGUAGUCUUGUCAGAGCCAUGAUUUUAAAAGGGUUUAAAUACUUCAAAAAUUAAAAUAAGAAAAAUAAGCACAAAUUGCUAAUAUUUCUUAUCAAUCUCAUCCUCCUGUCCUGAGAUUAUGUAAAUGAAAUAUAAUUUGCUAGAACUACACUUUUUUCAAAGGUUUUAUUUUUAGUAGAUAAAAUGCAUAUGCAUGUUUUAAAAUAUUUGAAAACAUUCAAGAAAUGCUCAGAGAAAUUAAAUAAUUAUUAUCACAUUUACAGCUAUAUAGUGAUUUGAUUUUUUUUGUACUCAUUUUAGAACAAUUGACAGCAAAAACAUCAAGAAGUUGGUCAAAAAAACCCAGUAAAACUACACAUUUUUUUUCUUCAGCUUUGCUUGAUUUCUGAAGAAA